CACACGCAGGCAACGUUUAGCAAACGUUUGUAAAAAUAAAACUUAACAUUUCCAAAAAGUGAUCACACUCUUCGUAAAAAAUGGUUGGUGAACAUGAGAAGAGACCAUCAAUGGGCACCAAGCCCACAUGAUACAUUAUGCUCAGACCACUUCGAGGAGAAGCAUUUUGAUCGAACUGGCCAGACAACGCGGCUUCGCUCAGAUGCCGUGCCAACAUUGUUCAACUUUCACCGACAUCUCUUGAAGUCUGUUAAGCAACGCAAGCCACCCUUUCCUCGACAUUCUGCCCAUCCACAACCAGAACAACAGAAUGAUACCCCCAACCCAAUCAUUCAUGAGUCUUUGACUGAAGGGCCAGAGUGUGACACACUGGCACACACUUGUUUAUCAACCCCGGCCAGACCUGUCCCACAAGACAUCGCCAGACCUGUUCCACAAGACAUCGCCAGACCUGUUCCACAAGACAUCGCCAGAUCUGUUCCACAAGACAUUGCCAGACCUGUUCCACAAGACAUCACCAGACCUGUUCCACAAGACAUUGCCAGACCUGUUCCGCAAGAUAUCGCCAGACCUGUUCAACUAGACAUCGCCAGACCUGUUCCACAAGAAAUUGCCAGACCUACGCUUACUGUCCCAAAAACGCCCACAGAGAGAUAUAACCCUCAUCCUUAUCACACGUACAUUCAUGAAAGCCCAAGGAGCGUCAAGCAAAAACUCGACAAGAUGUACGACCAGAUGUCCACCAUGAGGAACCGACUAAAGACAUCCCAUACCAAAUCACGCAGACUAAAGAAAAGAGUAGCUUCUUUGAAGAAAGUUGUCAAGACACUAAAAGCGAAAAACUUGCUGUCAGAACGUGGUCUUGAAAUGUUGGAGAAAAAAUGCGAUGUGCCAGGAGAAAUUAUGAGGAGACUUGCUAAAUCUAAAGACAAAGAUAGCACUUGCUUACCUACAAGAUGAGCCAAGAUCAUCUUGAGUUAUUUUUCUGCGCCAUUCGUUCAUCUCUAGGAUGCAACAACAACCCAACAGCUCGUGAAUUCUCGACCUCGUACAGAAAGAUGCUCAUUGGACAUGAGGUCGAAGGACUUACUUACUUACUUAUCCUCUUCACUCCCAGUGGAGCAUAAGGCCACAACAGAACUUUGCCAUGCUGUACAGACUUUAGCCAGCAUCUCUGCUGUGCCCCAGGUCAGCCCCAUUUCCUUCAGCUCCGCCUCGACGGUCCGGCACCAGGUGGUCUUUGGCCGUCCUCUUUUUCGUUUUCUUUGGGGUGUCCAGCGUAGUGCCUUUUUUGAGCUAGUGUUGUCCGGCAUUCUGAACACAUGCCCAAGCCAUCUGAGUCUGCAUUGUUUGGUCUCCUCAACAGUGCAGAAUGAACUCGUCUUCUUCAGUAGUUCUUGGUUUGUGAUCGUUUUUGGCCAGAAGAUCCUACAUAUGCGCCUGAGGCUGCCAUGGUGGAAGGACGAAAGAGCAUUCAUAUCCUCCUUGGUUAUCCUCCAGCACUCACUUCCAUACAAAAGGACGGACUUGACAUUACUGUUGUACAGUCUAACUUUUGUUCUCGGAGUGUAAUGACUUGACUUCCAGAUGUUGCUAAGACGACAGAAUGCUGUGCGAGCCUCGAGAUCGAAGAAGUUGGAGGAAAUUGCAUUGCCCAAGACAACACUGCAAUACUUCACGCGUGGGCAGUGAGAGGAAGAAAAGCAUCGAGCUUAUAACUAUGAUGAGAGUGAUCUACUCUUGAUCCGGAAGUAUGAUUUGUCAACUAGAAGUCUUGCAAGUACAGAACAUGACUAUGCUGACAUCCCAGACAUCAGUGAGCUAUCUCCCUACAAGAAGUCGGUUAUCCCAUACAUAGGUGGUUAUGCAGCAGGGUAAAAAAAUACACAGGAGCGAUAAGCGAUUCGCUCUUCAAACCUCCGAAAUCGCUCCCGUGAGGCUCAAAAUAGCUUUCUAUAAAAAUUUUGACGAGAGCUAUUUUUUCCACAGACUUUUGAAAAAUAGCUCCCGUGAAAAAAAGUAAUUUUUCCCUGGUAUGCAGUGAGAAUGACUUUUUGUGAGUUUUUGUCUUGUGACGAAUGUGCUGCUGCUCUCACGACCGGUUGGGUAAUGGAAGGAAGCUUGUUAGAAACGAAGAACAGGGGUGGGUUGAUGAGACCAUCGUCGGAUGUAGUGAAGGUAUGCGAAGCAACCGAAAGAUGUCUGCAGCAACUUCUGAAGGUGACCGGAGGCAAUCUCCCCCAGUCAUCCCACCUCCCUCAUGCUUUGUUCUCAGCGGUUCUAGGAGAAGUUGGACAGCUGAAUAUAUUUAGCUCACUGUCGGAACAUAUAUGUUUGAUUCCCCAGCAGACUGCAACCACAUCUUUCUCUUCGUCAAGAAGGUUUUGUUUCUUACUUGAAGAUCCUCAUGCACUACCUUGCCAAACACAUGACUGAGAUCAUCAACGGUCCAACUGUUUGAAAGGAAUAAUUAUUGUUAAAGUUGAUCUUGUUUAAGCAUCAACGAAUCAUUAAUUAUGGCCCAUUUUACAGAGUGUAUACUGCAUUACAAUAGUGUUUUCCCUUUCAAUGUUCAAUUUUACCUUGUAUAGAUACAGCGUUUGAAGUUUCCAUCAUAUACAGUAUUGCCAAUAUUUAACUUGCCAUUUUGUGAUUAUACUGUUUUCAUUAUGCAUUGAUCAGUCAAUUUUGAAAUAAAGUGUAUAAAAAAGUAUAUGUAACAAUUCUGUCAAGCCUAGUUUUUAAAAUGUGCUAGAGUGUUAGCGCUAGAGUGCUAGAGUGCUAGAGUGCUAGAGCUAUGUGCUAAAAUGUUUAAGUGUAGAGUUACCGGACGCGCUGCU
Priapulus caudatus is the source of this 2840-nucleotide messenger RNA. Its product is annotated as microtubule-associated protein RP/EB family member 1-like. NCBI's taxonomy places the organism in Eukaryota, Metazoa, Priapulida, Priapulimorpha, Priapulimorphida, Priapulidae. The record is from RefSeq and is a predicted model, not a curated record. The coding region runs from base 94 to 960 and encodes 288 amino acids. The transcript has 3 exons.